AUGUUGGAUCAAAACAGCCACGGCAGGGCUACUCGUCUAACCUUAGUAGUCUUAAUAGGUCGAGAGCUUGCUGAAUUCACCACGGGCUCUGAUCAGAUAGCCCCAUUUGGAAAAGAGGAAUGGAGCUGGCAGCAGAAGCACGCUAAUACAGGCAAAGAUAGUGCUGCCCCAAUCGAUGCCGAUGUUUUCAUACAUGGGCCAGAAAAAGAGAGGAAAAGCACCUGCAGCCAUGUAUCGGACAAAAGUGUUAGCCGCAAUAGCGCUAGCACUGUAGCUCGUAAAAGUAUCGACGAUAUACUGGAGGGACGAUUGGAAGAUGGUGGUGAAGCCAACCCCUUCGUCUAUGCAAAUCAUCUCCACAAUUUUAUCAUGGUCAUGCAGGUUCGGGUCGGUUCCGCUAGUGAAUAUUGCGACUUACAGCCAAAAAGGAAAAGACCUGAAGAGAAGGUGAAUCCGCCCACCAUCACUGGUGGAAGUCUCGCUUCAGGAACAGGCUUGAAGUUGUUGGACGAGCUUCUUUCCGUAAUAGAUAUUGUUGAAGAUGUUGGCGGCGGCGGCAAAGAGACAGCCAAUUAA
Molecule: messenger RNA, 576 nt
Organism: Botrytis deweyae
Lineage: Eukaryota; Fungi; Ascomycota; Leotiomycetes; Helotiales; Sclerotiniaceae
Exons: 2
Coding region: 1-576 (191 amino acids)
Source: RefSeq, a predicted model, not a curated record